AUGGCAAAUAAGGAAAGAAAAAAGGGACAAGAUGACAAGAAAAAUCCUGCUGCUAUGAUUGAUGAGGAGCCUGAGCCCCCCAAACCAGAAGAAGGCAAGCAGGAAGGAGACUCUCCUGAUGGUGACAAGAAAGGUGACAAAAACCCACAGGAUAAUAAGAAGACACAGCCAGGGUUUAUGCAGUCUCAUUAUUUUGUUGCUCUUUACCGGUUUAAAGCACUAGAAAAAGAUGACCUUGAUUUCCAGGCUGGAGACAGAAUUACAGUUAUUGAUGACUCUAAUGAAGAAUGGUGGAGAGGAAAGAUAGGGGAGAAAGCUGGCUUUUUCCCUGCUAACUACAUCAUACGGGUGCGUGCUGGGGAGAGAGUUUACAAAGUGACUCGGUCAUUUGUUGGAAACAGAGAGAUUGGACAGAUUACGUUGAAGAAAGAUCAAAUUGUUGUACAAAAAGGAGAGGAAGUAAAUGGCUACAAAUCAAAGUUCUGA
Molecule: messenger RNA, 486 nt
Organism: Staurois parvus
Lineage: Eukaryota; Metazoa; Chordata; Amphibia; Anura; Ranidae
Source: the annotation of a GenBank genome assembly